Molecule: messenger RNA, 1941 nt
Organism: Aaosphaeria arxii CBS 175.79
Lineage: Eukaryota; Fungi; Ascomycota; Dothideomycetes; Pleosporales
Product: cytochrome P450
Exons: 2
Coding region: 326-1846 (506 amino acids)
Biological process (GO): ergosterol biosynthetic process
Molecular function (GO): heme binding; iron ion binding; monooxygenase activity
Source: RefSeq, a predicted model, not a curated record
GGGACUUCCUCUCCAAUUGCUUGGGAUAGGCUACAGGGCUGUGUCCUCUCCUAGCAAUCACGCCAAGCAUCGCAUGGCCUUCUUAAAGAGGCUAGCCCUUCCUCUUUAGUCAGUGAAUCUUGAUGCAUCCGGAGUAGAUGCACAUCAGACCAUUUGGAAAGAUCGCGGCCCGAGAUGCAAGAUCCGAUCUAAGUUACUGAAAGGGGUAACUCAACGGGGAGGUAUUUGAGGAUGUAUCAUCCACAUUCAAGUUCGUAGUAUCGUCGAAAACAAAGAAUAGACCCGAACAGUGCGGAUAAAUCCCACUUGACUUACUCUUUUGACCAUGGGUGUUGUUCUAUCUGUGUUGUACUCUACAAUUGGAGCUGUACUGUUCAUUGUAUUGGUCAACUUGUUCAGUCAGAAAUUCCUCCGCAAGGCCAAUGAACCUCCAGUGGUCUUCCACUGGAUACCCUUCGUUGGUAAUGCAAUCGCGUACGGGAUGGAUCCGCUCGGAUUCCUGACCUCAUGUCGAGAAAAGCACGGCGACCUUUUCACCUUCAUCCUGUUCGGUCGACGUCUCACCGUGUACCUGGGUCUUACUGGGAAUGACUUCAUACUCAAUGGGCGACACACGCAUCUCAACGCUGAAGAGAUAUACUCACCUCUCACCACACCCGUGUUCGGAUCCGACGUCGUGUACGACUGCCCCAAUUCAAAGCUCAUCGAGCAGAAGAAGUUCAUCAAGUACGGCCUCACCCAAACCGCACUCGAAUCCCACGUCCCUCUUAUCGAGAAGGAAGUCCUCGACUACAUCAAGAGCGCAGAAGAGUGGAAGGGCGAUAAAGGGGAAGUCGAAAUCUGCUCUGCCAUGGCUGAGAUAACAAUCUUCACGGCCGGGAGAGCUUUGCAAGGGGCCGAGGUAAGGAAGAAGUUGAAAAGGGAGUUCGCGGAUCUGUACCAUGACUUGGAUAUGGGGUUCAGGCCGAUCAAUUUCUUGAUGCCUUGGGCACCGCUUCCGCAGAAUCGUAGGAGGGAUGCAGCGCAUGCGAAGAUGCGGGCGAUUUAUGAAGAAAUUAUACAAAAGAGAAGGCAAUCGAAAACGGGGGGUGCGGAAGAGGAGACCGAUAUGAUUGCAAACUUGAUGCAAUCGAGCUAUAAAAACGGAAAACCAGUGCCGGAUAAGGAAAUCGCGCACAUCAUGAUCACCCUCCUCAUGGCGGGUCAGCAUUCGAGUUCCAGUGCUAGCUCUUGGAUCAUGUUGAGGCUAGCGAGCCAGCCAGAGGUCGUGGAACAAUUGUACCUUGAACAAGUAAAGAACCUCAGCCAAAGCGGCGAACUGCCUCCCCUUCAGUACUCGGACCUGGAUAAGAUGCCUUUUCUCCAAGGUGUCAUAAAGGAGACACUUCGAGUACACUCAUCAAUCACCUCAAUCAUGCGCAAAGUAACAAAACCAAUCAACGUCCCAGGAACUGAGUAUGUCAUUGGCACUGACAAGGUUAUGCUUGCAUCUCCUGUCGUCACCGCUCUCAGUGACGAGUACUUCGGAAAUGCGGCGACUUGGGAUCCCUCGCGGUGGGAAUCACAAACUGACGUUGACGCCGCUGACGAGAUAGUGGAUUAUGGCUAUGGCGCCACGUCGAAGGGCACCAAAAGUCCAUACCUGCCUUUUGGGGCAGGGCGGCAUCGUUGCAUCGGCGAGAAAUUUGCGUAUGUCAAUCUUGGUGUAAUUGUUGCGACAUUGGUUCGCAACUACAAAUUCUCAACGGUCGACGGUUCUCGUACAGUACCUAAGACUGACUACACCUCCCUUUUUGCACGGCCUCAACAGCCUGCUCGAAUAAGUUGGGAACGCAGAGCACUUUGAACAAGGACAGCAGGUGUACACUGCAGGUUGGAUAUGACGCGCUUGGUAUCUGGCCAGCAUCUUAGUUACGGAGAUCCUCGGACCUUGAGAAAAAA